CCCUCCCCGCGGGCCAGUGAUUGAAGAAACGGCGAGGAAGAGGCAAGUGGAGAGGUUUGGCUGGGACUGUCAAGUUUCUCUCUGUUCUCGUCCCGAUUGAAAAGUCUUAUUUAAAGUGUUCCAGCACUCCCUCCUCUCUCGUUCCCAGUAACUCCACAAGUCGUUUUGUUAUUCCGCUUGUUCCACGGGUCCCGUCUGCCCUAUCGCUUCCAGCCCAUGGAUUUGAAAGCGGAGGCUCAGCGUGUGAUGGCCGUGGCGUUGGGCAAGAUGUACAGCUGCCGGCUACAAAGGGGCGGUGCUCGCCUCCACCGAAGCUUACUGUUGUCGCUGGUGCUCAGGGGAGCCCAGGAUGUCUACCUCGGCCUCAGAACCGCCCGGCUGCCGGCGCGGGAGGAGCCGGCCGCCGCCGUAAUGGAGGUGCAGGGCGAAGUCCGGGGAGCCGACUCGGCGGGGAGUCCGGCGCAAGGUAUCGAGCUGAUGGACUGUUCGGCGCAACCCCUCGCUACCGCGGAAAGCCCGGCGCAAAGAAUCGAACCGGCGGAGCUGGGCAACUCGGCGGCCGGGACCGAGUCGCAGGGGGUUUCCGGGCGAUGUAUCCAGUCGGGACAGUAUGAGCAGCCCGCGACGCCCGAGCCGGCUCUCCGAGAGAGUCGGAAACUAGCCGAACACCGGGCGGAAAGGGGCAGGAAGCGGACGAAAGGCUGCCCUGAGCCCGAGGGACUCCCAACCAAGCGGGCCAGGCUGGAGGAGCAGGAGGAGAGAGAGGCGAGCCCUCCGUCUCACGUCCUGGCUUCCAGCCUCGGGACGGGACUGCAGCUCAAAGUCAAAGAGUCACAGGGACCACCGAUCUGGCGGGACAGAGUGCUGGGCGAGUUGUCCAUGUGGGUCCGACCCAUCGUGGCUUACUGAGAGGCGGUAAACCUCGAGCAGGUUUUGGCUCGGAAACUGACCGGAGCUUUUGGCAAAGGAGCUUGCCCUGAAAUCCAGACGAGGCAACUCCCUGCUGGCCGAGAGAUCCGCCCGUCUGGCCGUGCUGAGUCGCCCUUAAAGGUGUCUGAACAGCGAAGAAAGUGUAAUCACAGGCUUAAGCUGAAGACAAAGACUGCAAUGGAAAGAUUAUGGUGCCUCGAACCCAGAAGAGACCAGACCAAUUAGUAUCAUGCUGCACAGCGGCAGGAUUCUCUGAAUAAUCCUGACUUGUUAUAACUCGGCUUGUCCUUCCAAUCGUCAACAGACUGAUCUCGUUAUUUGUUUAAAGUCUACGUGCGUGUGUGUGUGCGAGAGAGACAGAGGAACCCGCUCAUUAGCUGUGGGCGACAUGAGUCACGCACAUUGAACUUGUUACACCUCAUUGCGUCAGAAGGUAACUUAUAUGGAAGUCGGAAAUAUAUUUUUAAAAUUCAGGACUUGUUUGGCAUUGAGUGUCACGCACCAUCCUUUUAAAGACUUAUUUUACACUUCAAACUUGGUGGUAUUGUUACCUCAGAAGUUAAAUUCUGCAUACUUGAAAUGUAGUUGUAAAAUUUUAAAGUUGAAACGGACCAAUAAAAAUGAUUUUUUUUUU
Molecule: messenger RNA, 1564 nt
Organism: Mobula hypostoma (lesser devil ray)
Lineage: Eukaryota; Metazoa; Chordata; Chondrichthyes; Myliobatiformes; Myliobatidae
Gene: ier2b
Product: immediate early response 2b
Exons: 1
Coding region: 217-909 (230 amino acids)
Source: RefSeq, a predicted model, not a curated record